CAAAGGGAGCUGAUAGUGCGCGUGCGCAGGGAGCGCUUCCUUUUCUCCUUUCUUUCUACGGCCUGCGGGAGUAGCAAAAUGGCCAAACGCACCAAGAAGGUUGGGAUCGUGGGUAAAUAUGGUACCCGAUAUGGAGCAUCCCUGAGGAAGAUGGUGAAGAAGAUUGAAAUUAGCCAGCAUGCCAAGUACACCUGCUCCUUCUGUGGCAAGACAAAAAUGAAGAGGAAAGCAGUGGGUAUCUGGCACUGUGGCUCUUGCAUGAAAACAGUGGCUGGUGGUGCCUGGACAUACAACACCACUUCAGCAGUGACAGUGAAAUCUGCCAUUAGAAGACUGAAGGAGUUAAAGGACCAGUAGAAACAUAUUUUUGUUCCAGUACUGUUCUUCCAGUAUCUCAAUUCUGUACAUUAAAGGUGGUUGUGAAGCUG
Messenger RNA from Elgaria multicarinata webbii, 428 nucleotides. RefSeq names its product ribosomal protein L37a (gene RPL37A). The transcript has 4 exons. Bases 79 to 357 code for a protein of 92 amino acids. Gene Ontology annotation, biological process: translation. Gene Ontology annotation, molecular function: structural constituent of ribosome. Gene Ontology annotation, cellular component: ribosome. The record is from RefSeq and is a predicted model, not a curated record. NCBI's taxonomy places the organism in Eukaryota, Metazoa, Chordata, Lepidosauria, Squamata, Anguidae.